Caenorhabditis briggsae is the source of this 1488-nucleotide messenger RNA. The coding region runs from base 1 to 1488 and encodes 495 amino acids. The record is from RefSeq and is a predicted model, not a curated record. The transcript has 10 exons. NCBI's taxonomy places the organism in Eukaryota, Metazoa, Nematoda, Chromadorea, Rhabditida, Rhabditidae.
AUGGGGCGUGUGUUGUUCUUCUGCGAACUCUCAUUCUUCAUCAACUUCUUUCCUUUCCAGCUUCUCCUCCUCUUCUAUCCAUCUAUGGUAGCAUUACCAAACGCUCUUUCCGACGCUGAGACUAAUACUGUAGAAUUUUGUCGUAACUUGUUGACAGCGUCUCACAACAAACCGUGUCAUAGUUCAGCUGAACUUCUUCGGAAAGUCAUGGCGCUCAGCUGUAUUCAAGAGAGUGUCGUGAGACAGCUAGCAUCCGCUCUCCAAGCAGUUGGCUCUGUUGCCGUGCAAGCUGGAGAAGGGACCUCAUCAUCCAGUAGCAAUUCGCCUUUGUCAAUUUACGAAGAGUUUCUAUAUCCAUUAUUAGGAGUUUGUUCGUCGAUGACCUCCACCUCUUCCACAUUUAUGCCAGCAGAAGAGCCGGAACCAGGACUUUCAACGUCCAACGACACUCCGGUUUUCUUCAAUUCCCUAACUUCGGUUCUCAACAACCUCCAUAAAACAGGAGUUGAUCCAAUCGUGGCUGAAAGCAUUGCAGUGGAUCGUAUCGCUUCGCCAUGUGCUAAUCCGAAAAGCUUGACGCAUAAAUGUCUUCGUAAUGGAAUUCAGGUUCUUCCGGUGGACGAACCCACGAGCAACUUCAUGAAACAUAUUCUUAGAAAGCUUCAUAACUACGAGAAAUUCGUAGAUGGUGCUCCAUACGAUUUCGAUGCCAAGUCCGUACUUCGCUACUCGGAAUACCUUCAUUCUCAAAUUCCAUCCCUUGAAACAAUCAGUCCUCCCCAUCUGGCCCAUGAGAUGUCAAUCACUAUCGCUGCAAUGGCAAGAUGCAUGGCAAUGCAUGAACAAAACUUCGAGCUACAAAUUAUCUACCCGACGACCUCCCAUCUGCUCGAAGAGCCUCUCUUCUACUCGGCCAUCUUCUGGUCAUAUCGUGAAGCAUUCAAAUCUUACUACUACCAGCAGAUGCCUGCACCAUUACCGUCCCCAUUCCAGAUGACGGCCGAAGAACGGCAUAUCCUCUGCCGCUACUGGAACGCUGGUAACCGUCAUGUCAGUGCUAAAGAAUGCAUUCUUCUGGCAAAAGCCUUGCCAAGACUGCAGCCGUUUCAAAUUUACGGCUUUUUCGACAAACGGCGCAGACGCGAGUACAACAGAUAUCGCGGUCUCAAAGACGAAGAAACCUUGGCUUUAGAAACUAUCCAAGUCUGGAAAAAGCUGAAGUCGAUUAAGCAGAACAGUGAUGAAGACGACAGUGAUAAUGAAGACGAGGCGCUCAUUGCGAGAGAUCUUACAAAACACGACAGAGACAAACUGGAUUUACUCUGGAAAGCAGGUCAUCGCAAGCCAAGCCGUAACGAGUGUGAGCUGAUUGCUGCUGAGGCGGGAAUAAGUUCCGGAGAGCAGAUCUAUGCUUAUUUCGAAGACAAGCGUUGGCGUGAAGAGUAUGACAACCGCAAACAACAACGGGCCAGCACUUCUAGGACGUGA